AUGGGUGUCUGUGCUUCAUCUGAAACAACAAGGAGGAGACCAAGUGGAGGAGGAAUUAUGAGUUCUGAAUCAACAGCAAAAGUAAUCCACACUGAUGGCAGAUUACAAGAAUUCAAGCAACCAAUCAGAGCAGAACAUAUUCUUUCACAAAAUCCAAAUUGUUUCCUUUGCAGUUCUGAAACUAUGUACGUCGACAUGAUCAUUCCAAAGAUGGAUGAAACAGAGGAGUUACAAAUGGGUCAAGUCUACUUUCUCUUGCCACUCUCUCAUUCUAGGCAACCACUUACAAUAUCAGAAUUAUGUGCCUUAGCCAUUAAAGCAAGCUCUGUACUUCCCAGACCCAAGCUGGACCUAAUUUCAGUUCACAAAUCAGGAGGUAACAAGAUUCCGGCUAUUUACGCUAACGUUAAAUUGGGUUCUCGGGUGAAUCGUGGUAAUCUAAGGGGAAAGAAUUCUUGA
This is a messenger RNA of Papaver somniferum (opium poppy), 459 nucleotides long. RefSeq lists its product as uncharacterized. Lineage: Eukaryota; Viridiplantae; Streptophyta; Magnoliopsida; Ranunculales; Papaveraceae. The transcript has a single exon. The record is from RefSeq and is a predicted model, not a curated record. Bases 1 to 459 code for a protein of 152 amino acids.